UAAAGAACGACCAACGGCGGUGUUGUUUGGUUCUGGGAAGAUACAGCAUCUGUGUUUUUGUGAACCAUCAUCAGCAUCACCAUCCAUCACAUCACCAGCAUCGAGAGUCACGACGUCGCUUCUCUCGUUCUCGGUGUGAUGCCUUGAUUGUACUCCAGCCACGGAAUUAGGCGCGCGCGUGUGUGUUCGAAAAUUGGUAGGAUUUAUUUGAUACCAACAUAGUGUACUCGUACUGUAGAAUAUAAAAUAAGAAGUGAUCGUCUGAUACCAGUGACCAGUGAGUGAGUUUCAUCAUCGAAUGAAAAUAAUACUCAAUCAAGAAGUCGAUUAAAUGAGCCAAGCAAUAAAAAAGUGAAGACCCAACGAUGCUCAGCCUACCGAAGAACAUCGAAAACAUCUGCCGCCUGUGUCUGACGGAGUCGGUGGAUGGAAGUGACAUGUUGCCAUUAUUUCCGGUGCGCGGAGGAAACCCCUACGGACCCAAUACGGUCGUCUCCAAGAUCUUGCAGUGCACCACGGUGAAGAUCGAACACUUCCAAGGCGCUCCGACGACAAUCUGCGAAUUAUGCAGUGCCCGACUUGAGGACUGGCAAACCUUCCGGGAGCAAUGCGUCGGCACAGACGAAUACUUGAAGGCCUCCUAUCGGCACAUCUUCAGUCCAGAAGAAGCCAUGGCAGAAGCCUUCCUAAAGCAACAGCAGCUACAAAACGAACGUCAACAACAACUGCAGCAACAGCAACAGCAACAGCAACAACAACAGCAGCAAAAGCAAAAGAUUCAACAACAGCGACAGCAGGAAUUCUUCGAAGAGAUGACCGAGCUCCCUCCGGCGGAGGAUGAAAACGGAAGCUACCUGAUCGGGGAGGAAAUCUCCCCGGAAGACAUGAUGGAACAACAGGACGAUCAAUUCUAUGACCCCUACGAUGACGAAGACGAACAGGACGACCAGCAGGACCAGGAAACGUUGGUCCAGCAGAUGAACCGCCGGAACGGCAUCCGAGUUCCGAAAUGGUCCAAGGAAUUCGGUGCCAAGCUCAACUCCCUGCUGCAUGUGGUGGGCGGUGAACGUCCCCAUCAGUGCAAGGUUUGUCGGAAACGAUUCCUCCGGCGACCGCACUGCCGACGGCACGUGGCCCAAGCCCACGCCGUCGUAAUCGACAGUGUAAAGCUGCCCAAAAAUUGGGAAAUGAAUGCCCGGCGGAGAUUUAUCUUUUCCAAAGCACCCGUUCAGCGCGUUAUGGAACCGGUUCCUCCGCCACCGGCUCCACGAGAGGACCACUACGACCCCACCGCGGAGCGACCGCAUCAGUGUGAAGUUUGCAAAAAAUGCUUCAAGCGGAGCCAGCACCUGCGGCGACACAGAACGUCCCACCUGCAGAUCGAAAUCGACCGUUCGGAAAUAAUGCGAGGAAUCCACGAACAACAGAGAGCCCAACAGCAGCUGGAAACACUGAUAAGCCAUCCGGACGGAAGCGUUAGCAAAGAUUCAGAAGACCAAGACGACGAUGUGAUUGCCCUGUCCGACGACGACGAAGACAUGGGCGAGGAAAUUUCGCCGGAAGAAUUCAUCGGUCAGUACGACGGUUCCAAUGACGACAUUUCGAACGGAACGGAAUCGGAACCGAAACAACCACGCCUUUCGGAUAUCCCGCACAUUUUCUACGGCAGUGAGGAUGAGUACGACGACGAUGAUGCUUCGCAGUAUAUGACGAAGAACGGCACAAUCCGGAAGCGAGCGCCACCGCUGGCCAAGAUUCCCGGCGAACGACCCUACCAGUGCCGCCAGUGUAAGAAGACUUUCAAACGGUCGGAUCAUUUGAAGUCACAUCUCAAGACGCACAGUGCCGAGACGGAUUACCGCUGCGAUUGGUGCCAGAAGGGAUUCCGGUACCGGCAGAAUUAUUUGAUCCACAUGAAAAACAAGACGUGCUUCGGCGAGAGGGGAUCCCUUCGGGGUCAUCCGAUGCCAAAGUUGAUGCCAAAGCCGGGGAUGAAGGCCACGACCAGCGAUGACGAGGAGGUACUGGGCGAUUAGGAGGAAGACGGUGUGCCAUUGAAUGCUUGUACAGAAUGUUAGGAUUAGGACUGCGGUCAAUUUAGACAAGAUACGUAAUAUUAGAUUUUAUAAGCACUAAAGAACAUUUUACUAUUGGAUGCAAACAACUCGAAUAUUACAUAGUUGAUAGAUGCGACAUUUUAUCAGUAUGAC
Molecule: messenger RNA, 2210 nt
Organism: Ochlerotatus camptorhynchus
Lineage: Eukaryota; Metazoa; Arthropoda; Insecta; Diptera; Culicidae
Product: zinc finger protein 8-like
Exons: 2
Coding region: 366-2036 (556 amino acids)
Biological process (GO): regulation of transcription by RNA polymerase II
Cellular component (GO): nucleus
Molecular function (GO): zinc ion binding; DNA-binding transcription factor activity; RNA polymerase II cis-regulatory region sequence-specific DNA binding
Source: RefSeq, a predicted model, not a curated record